Molecule: messenger RNA, 1519 nt
Organism: Scleropages formosus (Asian bonytongue)
Lineage: Eukaryota; Metazoa; Chordata; Actinopteri; Osteoglossiformes; Osteoglossidae
Gene: dnph1
Product: 2'-deoxynucleoside 5'-phosphate N-hydrolase 1
Biological process (GO): deoxyribonucleoside monophosphate catabolic process
Cellular component (GO): nucleus
Molecular function (GO): 5-hydroxymethyl-dUMP N-hydrolase activity
Source: RefSeq, a predicted model, not a curated record
AAAGAAUGCAGUUCCAUAAAGCAGACGUCCAUCCUCAGAGCUUCAGGCACAUUUUUCCCACGAGGCCUUUCCAUCAGUUGCUUUAUUCACCUUGGGGGACAGUCCCUUCAUGAGAUCAUCAAAAGUCAAUGCAAGCUCGCCGUCUAACUCCCCGCAAGGGCUCAACCAGUGACCAGACUGUCCCGGCAUAACUCUGCGAUCCCCAAAAAAACGUGUUUAAAUCGUUUCCGCACCCAAGCACUGGACUGGGGUCGCGGGCAGUCGGGACUUCCGGUCAACCUGUACCUAUAAAGUUUCAUUACGGGUAAUCUUUCAUGGAGGCACUGCUAGUUUAAAUCCUGCAGCCUCGUAGUUAUUAGUUAAAGUUGAAAAUUACGUGAUAGUGACGUGGACGCACGUUUAUCAAUGAUCUCAAUAGCAGCUGCAGACUCUGGAUUCGACGUCUUGUCGUACUCGCUGCUUAUUUACAUAUUCAUACACUACAUGGUACUGUGCAGUACGGCAACCUGUGAGGGACAUACUUUGCUAAUAUUCCUGCACCCGCAUCCACCUUUUGUGCUGCCGUAACAGUCAAAAUCUAACUAGUCCAGCCUAACAAGUUUUAUAAAAACUUUUCUUCCCAAAGUGCGUUGGGCAGACCUCUGCAGAAAGGUGGCGCUGUUUUCCCCAGACGCCUAUCCUCCUCAUGCUUUACUCGGGGUCGAUUUUGGAGGCAAACUGAAACAUUUGCAGUCACGCGAGUUUUUAAACAUUUGUUACACUAAGUUUGCGGAUUGAAGGCAACCAUGCGCAUAUAUUUCUGCGGAAGCAUUCGCGGAGGCCGACAGGACGUGGCGCUUUAUCAGAGGAUUGUGCGCAAGCUGCAGGAGUUGGGCCAGGUCCUCACAGAGCACGUGAGCCGCAGUGACAUUUCAGAGAAAGGGGAAGAUGCAGCGGCGCUAGAAGACAAGGCGAUCCAUCAUGACAGAGAUGUGCAGUGGCUGCACGCGGCCGACGUUGUUGUGGCUGAGGUGACGCAGCCGUCACUCGGUGUCGGAUAUGAACUGGGCCGAGCCGUUGCCAUGCGGAAGAGGAUUCUUUGCCUCUUUCGUCCCUCCUCUGGACGAGUCCUCUCUGCGAUGAUACGGGGAGCUGAUGACGGAUCUCCGAAUUCACUCGUCCAAGUGCGUGAUUACGUUGAGGAUGAGGUGGAGAUGGUCCUCGACAAAUACUUCAGUACCCCCAGUUCCUGCAUUUGACUGCUAAGAUUCACAGACCUGACAUCCUGUAUAAAUAUAAAAGAGUUUAACUUUCUGGUUAUGGGCUGCUCUCGGGUACAGACUCAUCUCUCCUUCUUUUAAAAUGCUGAUAUCAUUUCAAAGUUACUGGAAAAGUUUGGUGCCAAAUAAAAAAAAUAAAUUUUCUAAUUAAUUCUUCUGAAUGCUCUCUUGAAUGGGGGAAAAUGCCCUCGUAUUUUUCUGUGAGAUGUACGUCGCUUUGGAGAAAAGCAUCUGUUACAUUAAUAAAUGUAAAGAGGAAA